AUGAAUCCGAGUCCGAGAAGUAGAGACCCCGGCUAUGGGGCCUCCAAUCCCGGAUCGAAUGCCCAGAUACCCAUGAAUCCCGAUUCUCCCGCCGCGUCGAGCGUCAUGCAUGGGUCGUCUAGGUCCUCUACGGGAAAGGGCAGUGGCCGUCAGAUCACGCGAAACCGCGCCAGUUACAGUUGCCACACAUGUCGACGGCGGAAGGUCAAAUGUGACAAGGUCCACCCGACGUGCGGAAACUGCCUAAAGACCGGAAACGAGUGCAUUUACGAUGCGAUGCCCAAGGAUGAAUCGCGCAGCCAAACAAAAGAGGGCCACGGGGUCAAGCGGAGACGAGAGAUGUCGGGACCGGUGGACGACGAGGUCGAUGAUCUGCAGUCGGUCUAUAGCCAUUUGAAGCAGGCGGGAUCGUCGGAGCAGAAGACCGGGGCGCAUGGGAUCGAAGCGCGGUUGGACAAGCUCACGUCGAUGAUCGAGCGACUGAGCAAGACCAACCAGCCGUUGGACACUGUGCAGAAGCAGCUGCUAGCGCAGAAUGUCAGUUUGGAGGCUGCCAGGAAGGAUGCCCGUCAGGCUAACGGGCUGCCGUUGAAAUCGGGAAAUUCUCGUCCGAACAGUCCGCGUCGCGCGGCAGAUUCGGGUGGCGACGAGUUCCCGAUUCCUGCUGGACAUGCGACGGAUCUGGUGGAUCCGAUUGGGAGUUUGAACCUCGGUCAUUUGAGCUUGGAGGACGGGGGGAGGUCGAGAUAUGUCGGAACAACAUACUGGGCUUAUAUAUCGAAUGAGAUUAAUGAACUCAAUCAACUACUACGAGAUCAGAACCGGUCGCACAAUGACUCAACUGUCAAUGAAGGAUCGAUGGAGGAAACGGUUUCGGAUUCGAUGAUGCGCACGCCGACCAGCCAGUGGAAAAUGGAUGACAGUCCCGGAGGGACUGCCACGGAUGGCCGAAUAACCACCGGGGAGGCCUUCCAGAGGUCGGUGUUGUUUCCUUCCAGUGAAUCGCCUUCGGUGAUCGAUAAGACUGUGGAGCCGGAAAUGCUGGAUCAUGUCCCUACCAAACGACAAAGCCAUAUUCUAUACCAAGGCUUCAUGUCCGGAAUUCAUGCGAUCAGCCCGGUCAUCCAUCCGCCAACAAUUCUGAAAUUAUACAAUGCUUUUUGGAAUUGGUAUGAUUACGGUAGCUAUUCCGGUGAGCCGUGUCCGGAUCCCUCGUUUAUACCACUCCUCUACGCCAUCUGGUAUGGCGGGUCGAUUACGGUAUCUAUACGAAUAAUCAAGGCCGAGUUUAAUAUUACCUCACGAUCUGCUCUGUCGAAAACGUUCCACGAGGAGGUCACUCGGUGGCUGACCAAGAUCUCAUUCCCUCGAAGCCCGUCAUUACAGGGUCUGGCUGCGUAUCUCCUGGUGCAGACGAUCCUGUCCAAGGAAGAAGAGCCACUGACCAGCAGCUUGUUUGUGAGCUUGGCAAUGAGAGUGGCACAGACGAUGGGACUACACCGCGACCCCGCCAAGUUUGGGAUCCAAGCCUACGAAGCGGAAUAUCGCCGACGGAUAUGGUGGCAUAUCGUGCAUAUGGAUGGCGUUGUAGCCAUGUCAAGUGGACUUCCGCCCCUAGUCAGCGACGAAAACUUCUGGGAUGUCCGCGAAGCUAGCGAAGUCAAGGAUACACUGCUCGGCACUCCCAAGGCCGAAAACUACGAACGCAUGGUUGCGGCGGGCAUGCGGCCGCCUGAUAAUCCUGAUGAUCCGACUGUCUGUGGUGGGCCUUCUACAGUAAACGUAUACUAUCUGUCAGCUCGGGGGAAAUAUGUCAUGGCUUGUGAGUUUUUGAACAAAUUGAAAUAUGACAGAUACUAA
Messenger RNA from Aspergillus melleus, 1860 nucleotides. RefSeq lists its product as uncharacterized. Gene Ontology annotation, molecular function: zinc ion binding; DNA binding; DNA-binding transcription factor activity, RNA polymerase II-specific. The record is from RefSeq and is a predicted model, not a curated record. NCBI's taxonomy places the organism in Eukaryota, Fungi, Ascomycota, Eurotiomycetes, Eurotiales, Aspergillaceae. The transcript has 4 exons. The coding region runs from base 1 to 1860 and encodes 619 amino acids. Gene Ontology annotation, biological process: regulation of DNA-templated transcription; DNA-templated transcription.